UUGAAGAGGAAUAAAAACACCCUUGGAAACCAAAACUUGCCCCUCGUCGUGACUCGGAGCCGCAACAAAUGUUUCGGAUUUGUGUAGGGUACAUUGUGACAGCAAACGAGCAGGUGAUCGAGCAAGUGUCUGAUACAAGAGCAUUGCAUUCGUAUGGAGCGUGUUUGAAGUGAACAGCAGAGACGAAAGGAACAAGGCAAAGUGUUGUGAAAUAAAAUAUUACCUGUAAUACGCAUUUUGUUAUUUGCGGAUUGAAACCGCUAAUUAAACUGUGAAUUGAAACUAAUAGGUAGAGAACUCAACUCUCGCUUUUUAUAUAGCUGACGUGUCUUGCGCAUCCGUUCUGCGCAUACUGUCAUGGCGAUCUCCGUAUGAUAUUCCGGUCUGCGAUGGAGAUUAAAAAACAAACAAUAUUUGACAAUAACACACCAUCAAGGAUUGCAUCAUCGCAUCGAACGAUGUGUCGUCAAUUAUCAAUUUUACUGACUAAGUGUGUUGGGCAGGAUGGCCGAAUGUGAUGCGCGAUUGACAACAAACAAGAAGGUGAUUUCAAGUUUUAUUUCGAGGGAGAUUUUCUUCAAAAAUUGUUGUACCCAUGCAUAAUACGCACCCAAGAUUUUAGGACAAUAAAUUAGUUAAAUUUUGCGUAUUAUACAUGUAAAAAAACUGUAACUCUUAAUCAUGUCUCCAAGGAAAGCAAGUGGGAGCAGUAAAGCCAUCGUAAAACACAAAGACGCCCUCCACUCGGCCCUCACCCACCUGGAGAGAAGGGACUCGUAUGUCAGAUUGCUGUUUGUGGACUUCAGUUCUGGCUACUGGACUUCCUCUGUCAGAGGCCACAGCGACAACCGUAUAGUGAAGUUUGCUGACAACACGACUCUGGUGGGUCUCAUCACCAAGGGAGACGAGACUCAAUACAGGCUGGAGGUUGACCUUCUGACCACGUGGUGCAGGGACAACAACCUCCUGCUGAACGUCGACAAGACCAAGGAGAUUGUUGUUGACUUCCGGAAGGGUCACACCCAACACCUGCCUCUGACCAUCGACGGUGCUGUGGUGGAGAGAGUGAGCAGCCCCAGGUUCCUGGGGGUGCACAUCAGUGAGGAUCUCUCCUGGUCCACCAACACCGCAUCAUUGGCGAAGAAGGCCCAGCGCCGCCUGUACUUCCUGCGGAAACUCAGGCGAGCGAGCGCUCCUCCGGCCGUCAUGACUACAAUUUACCGUGGCACCAUUGAGAGCGUCCUUUCCAGCUGUAUUGGUGUUUGGGGUGGCAGCUGCACUGACUACAACUUGAAGGCCCUGCAACGCAUAGCGAACACGGCUGGUAAGAUUAUUGGUGCUUCACUCCCCUCCUUGAAGGACAUUUACACCUCCCAUCUCACCCGCAAGGCGACCGCGAUUGUGAGUGAUGCGAGUCACCCCGCUCACUCUUUGUUCGAUCUUCUGCCCUCUGGGAAGAGGUACAGGAGCCUGCGCUCCCGCACCACCAGACUCACCAACAGCUUCAUACUCCAGGCUGUUAGGAUCAUGAACUCUCUCCCUUUUUCUGCAUAGUGUCCUGUACUUUUGCGCUAUGCUUACUGUCUGCUGUAUGCACACUUGCUCCGUUUUUUCCCUCCUCUUAUUUAUUGGGUUAUUUGUUUAUUUAUUCAUCACUCUUAUUAUUUAUUGUUUGUGCCUUCUUGUUUUUAUUUUGUGUCGUUUACUUGUAUGUCUAUCGUGUGCUGUGUCUCGUCACCGUGGGAUAGAGGAAACGUAAUUUCGGUUUCUUUGUGUGUCUUGACAUAUGAAGCGAUUGACAAUAAAGCAGGCUUUGACUUUUGAAAUGACAAUAAUAACACAUAGUGAAAGCCAAAUUGAGCAAAUUGGCUAUUUCAGAAGUGUGUAUCAAACUGGUAGCCCUUUGCCUUAAUCAGUACCUAGGAAGUAGCUCUCGGUUUAAGAAAGGUUGGUGACCCCUGAUUUAGAAGCAUUAGGUUUGAGACUAACUGCUGACAUUUAAUCUUUUAGUUUCGAAUAAAAGUGAUUUUCUAUUUGAACCUUUUUUUCUUUAACUUCUAUUAUCCUAAAUCAUUAACUUUCAUUUAAGGGAUUGUUGAGACGCAUUAGGUUUGAGACUAAUUGCUGACAUUUAAUCUUUUAAUUUCGAAUAAAAGUGAUUUUCUAUUUAACCUUUUUUCUUUAAUUUCUAUUAUCUUAAAUCAUUGAAUUUCGAUUGGGGGAUUGUUUUGAAGCAUUAGGCUCAAGACUAACUGCUGACAUUUAAUCUUUUAAUUUCGAAUAAAAGUGAUUUUCUAUUUAAACCUUUUUUUCGUUAACUUCUAUUAUCUUGAAGCAUUCAAUUUCGAUUAGGGGAUUGUUUAAAAGUAUUAUGCUCAAGACUAACUGCUGACAUUUAAUCUUUUAAUUUCGAAUAACAGUGACUUUCUAUUUAACCUUUUUUCUUUCAUUUCUAUUAUCCUAAAUCAUUAAAUUUCGAUUAAAGGAUUGUUUAGAAGCAUUAGGUUUGAGACUAACUGCUGACAUCUAAUCUUUUGAUUUCGAUUGACAGUGAUUUUCUAUUUAAUCUUUUUUCUUCAAUUUCUAGGAUCCUAAAUCAUAUAAUUUCAAUUUUAUGAGUGACGACUUAAUCUUUUCUCGCUGAAUUAAAUUAAAUAGUGAGGAUAUGUCAAUCUUAUAAACCUUAUAUCUCUUUUCUUCAUUUAUCUUAGUCAUACUGUAAACCGUUGAGUUCUUUUUUAAGUGAAGACAGCUUUAAUCCCGACAAGGAGUGUCAGAUCUGGUUCGAAACAGUUAUCUUAAGCUCAGCUAGUGUGAGUGUACGCUAGUGAAAAUAAACGAGUUCCCGCGGUCUUAACAAAGACCGCUAAACUAUUCCGAGCGGAUAACAAAAGCAACAAUCUUAAUAGGAGAGAGAGCCGCUGCUGACGGCCGGGGUCUCAACAAAGUAGUUACUCAACCCUCGGGUUUCUUUGAUUUCAUCGGGACUGGUGUCCGAAGAGACGGAAUUGAUCUAGCGAUAGAUUAGUUACCUGAACAGCGGUGAGACUCGGAACGAAUCCUCUCUCCGAACCGGCUUAAAUAAAUUCACGUAUCCCCUACAUACUGCGUUACAGCAGAGGGGUUCAAGUACAAAAUUUUACCCUUGAAACGGAGAGCCGGUCACUUACAUUUGAUAAGUGCACAAUUGACAGUACAUAUGACGAAAAUUACAGGCAUCUCUCAUCUUGUAGGUGAGAGAACUUGCACAAUUGGUGGCUGACUAAAUACUUUUUUGCCCCACUGUAUGUCCAGUCGGUGAAGCAAAACCCAAAUUAGAGAAACUAUAACACACGCUUCACUAUAACACACCGACCAGUAUCUCACAUACAACCAAGCCAUUUGUCCAAUAUAUGGCACGCCGAGAUCUAACCACUUCAAGCCUUUCUUUACCAGUUUGACAAUAAGCCAGCAGCAAAUUGAGGAUGUGCCAAUGCAACACAAUCAGACCGACACAAGAUGAAAUCUCAACUAUCUCCAAUUACCCACGCAUAGGUGAUCAGCAAGUGGCUGACCAGGCCUUGCGCUAACUGACCAGUGGUUUGGCAAUCCUAUUUACAAUGCACUCUAAUUAAUAUUGAACAAUUUCACACACCACCAGUGCCGCCGCAAAGUGGUUGGCAAAUACGGACAUUGAGAACAACCAAUCACACCAAGGCUCUCAGAAAUCAGCCAGACACCUGGUCGCUCAUUCCCUCGCCAGGCCACAUAGAGAACAACCAAUCAAACCAGGGCUCACAAAAUCACUACCCUGGCGUCCCAGGGCUCUGUACUUUUUUACACUUUGUUACACCCUUUGCCCAAUGGAUUAUCUAAAAAAUGUGCCCGAUAUCUUGGCUGGCUGAGGAUGAGUAGACGAGCAGUCCUUCUGUGUUACAUGCGCAGUCAGGCACCUGUCACAAGAACUGACACUUCUGGUACCAAUUCAGUACCAACAUGCAAAAACUAUGUCAAUACCGGCUUUUUGUGGUACCGUCAGAACCGAAUAUUUAACUUUUCACUCGGCGAUCUGUGUGGAUUCUUGCCGGAAAUGAAAGGGGCAGUAUACGCAUCAGUGCAGCACAGAGCAGUAGUCAGCGGUGCUGAAGAAGAAGAAAACUUUCGGUCUUUAAUAACAAUGGCUUCAGCAAGUGGGAGUGGAAGUCCAACACGUCGGCCUGUUGAGAAGCCAGGUCGCUCAAAGAGUCGUGUGUGGAAAUAUUUUGCAUUCGAGGAGAAUGCAACCGGAACAAUUAUAGAUUUGUCUGUUUACUAUCACUGUUGUGCCAUGUUACCUUAUAAAUACGUUAACCCGAAAAUGCCUACGUGCCGUCAUUUCAGCAUGAGUCAGCUGGGGCAACACGGUUACCAAACGUAUUUAAUGUCAGACAAAAUACGCAGACAAAAGCUCAAAUAUGCAAAAUUAAGUUUGGGCACAUUUUGAGGGUGUGUGCACAAGCCUUCUUAGGUAUAGCAGAUCAUCAUCAUCAGUUCUCUUGCUCAGCGACUGGGGUGCCACCAUGCGUAAAGCCAAUCAGUUUAGUUCGUCUUCACCAGUUGGUUCGGUCCAGUGCUAGGGGCUCAAGUUCAGCUAGCGAUAGGCCCAGGUGAUGUAGGUCCAUGGUGACGGCAUCGAUCCAUCGAGUGCGGGGGGCACCGCGAGGUAGUUUCCAGCCGGCAAUUUUUGGUUGGAAAUUGAGGAUAGCGCGAGUCGGGUAUUCAGGGGGGAGUCUUUUGACAUGGCCAUACCAGCGCAGCAGACGUUGUGCUGCCAGGUGGGAUGCUGGGGGUUGUUGGGUGCUUUCCCGCAGCACAGAGUUGGGGACUUUAUCUGUCCAUUUUAUCCCCUCUAUAGUGCGCAGUGCUCUGGUGUCAAAGCCAUCGAUUCUGGCAGCCUGGGUCUUGUUGAGAGGCCAGGUUUCUGCUCCGUAAAGGAGGAUGGACAAGACUGAGGAGUUAUAUAUCCUUAGUUUGGUCUCUCUUGAUAUGGAGUGAUGUCUCCACAGUGGUUUCCAAAGUGUUUUCAUGGUAGUGGCUGCCAGAGCACGUCUCCGAUUUAUUUCUGGUAGCAUGUUGCCGUUGCUGGUGAUUAUGGAGCCAAGGUAGGUAAAGGAUUUUACAAAAUGGACUUCUUCUCCAUUGAUAUGCAGCGGCGGAAGGGAUGGGCCUCCUAUGUGCACUAUAGCAGAUGGAUUAGUGAUUUUAAAAGUACAUGGAUUCUUUUGUUUUGUUACCGUGGUACCAAAUUAGUAUUGAGAAUCGUGGAAAAUCAUAGGUAUUGGUACCGACUACUGAAAUUCUGGUAUUGUGACAACCCUACUCACGAGCCAGCCGCAUGUUCCUUAAGCACCUAGUACGAUGGAGAGGGAAGAAUAGGAAGCAAGGCAGUUACUAUUCAUCAUGUGUCAUUAUUCAUCAUACUAUAUCAUGCAUUGCCGUGAAUCCCUUGAAAGACAAAAGUACAGAUUAUGCGUGAUGGAGUGCGCCUCAUACGCAUGUAGUGGCAUAAACAGUCACCGUGAAGGAACUGCUUCAAUCCUGCAUGUUACAGGUUCAAAUCUUUACAUCUUGCAGGCGUUUUUUUGGAUGUUGUGGCGCUAAUGACAACAGUAAUCGCACGUAGACGAUUUCAUCGACUUCCAUCUUUGCAACGAAACGAAGUGAUGUACGUCGUAAAGAUUUGUAGUUUUUUGUGAGGCACACUGCAAUACUCCUCAAAGUUUUUUUGUGCCAGUAAAUGCAAUACAGACGCUGCAAGGGCACGACAAUGGUACCAUUCAACUAGUUGUAAGUCAAUGUUUCAUCACAGGAAAUUUUAUGAAGGUCGAAAAGUUGUCUAGUCCUGCUUUAAAUGUGAAAUAAAAAUGCAUUCUCACUGCUUUCUGGACUCAAAUUGAGUAAAGUAGUUAUAAUCAUGCUACAGAUGGUGUCUAGUGUAGAUGUUCAAUUAUUUUACUGUUUUACUGUAUCAUGUUAAAUACAUACAAAGAGCUGGUAGCUGAAUGUCAGGAGCAGCUGGACACUGUACACAUUUUCUUCAUUCUUCAGGGGUAA
Molecule: messenger RNA, 6072 nt
Organism: Syngnathus typhle (broad-nosed pipefish)
Lineage: Eukaryota; Metazoa; Chordata; Actinopteri; Syngnathiformes; Syngnathidae
Exons: 2
Coding region: 682-1554 (290 amino acids)
Molecular function (GO): 2-oxoglutarate-dependent dioxygenase activity; methyltransferase activity
Source: RefSeq, a predicted model, not a curated record